AUGGGCAGCCAUGCGUCGCGAGUCCUCCCGAACCUUCUGCCCGAGAGCGCAAAGGGACCGCGACUAGUUCGCACCAAGCACCACAACACACGCCGAAAGGACGCCGUGUGGCAGUCGAGCAUCCUCGCCUCGCUUUUUUGCGUCGAGCCACCGCUGCAGCUCUCGGGCAUGUCGCUCGACGUCGUGCUACUCCCAGCGAUGAUCGCGCCGGGGCUGGACCGCCUCCUCGUCUACGACGGAGCGAUAUCGGCUACCGUUCUCGGUGUUGGCGACGUUGCUUUUCACGUUCAACCGAUCGUGCGUCGCGCGGCCGCAACCUCAAAUGUUGAAGACGCGCAGUCGCUCGUUCAGUUUCUCCACGAUCAAAAGGAUGUGCGGCGCUUUGUGACGGACGAGGUACUCAUUAGCUGCGUCCGAGACACGCGAUCGCACAAUCCCCACGAAGACAACUUGUACAUCCUCCGGUUUUUGAUUCCAAAGGGCAACCACCUGGACGUCGUCGCCAAGUCGGUGCUUGCAACCAACAUCUCCGUGCACGGCAAGGUCCGCGCGCUCACCGUCUCGGUCGAUGCGACGUCGGCGCCAGCAGCCAUGGCGACCAUGGCCAAGUGGCGACCGGUUGCCUCGGUUGAAAGCUUUGACCGGUCGAGUCGAGACGAGCGCGUCGCGAUCAGCGAAGACUGUGUGCGCAUCCUGCGCGCGAGUCCAUUUUUCGCAGACAUUUCAACCCGCGACCUGACGCAGCUCGCGGAUCUCGGCACAAUUUCCAUCGUUGAUGCCAACGUGCGUCUCAUGGCCGAAGGCGAAAUCGGUGGACGAGAAAUGUCCAUUCUACUGGCAGGAACCAUCGCGGUUCAAAAAACAGACCCGGUACAAGGAACGAUGCGGACCGUCACCGUGCUUCAGAGCGGGUCGUGCAUUGGCGAAACCUCGUUCCUGGUCCACAUGCCGCGUACGGCGACGCUCGUUACCCAAGCGGCGUGCAUGCUCCUUAGCCUCGACGGCAGCAACUUUCUGCGCUUUCUCCAGCACUUUCCUCAAGUCCACCGGAAAUUGCAAGGCAUGCUCUGCGAACGUUUUGUGCACAACAUUGCGGCGCAAGGCAGCGUGCCGUUCUUUCGUGCGAUUCCGCUCGACCGUCUCGUCGCGUGGGCCCAGCACUGCUACAUUGAAGACGAUGUGCCCGCGCACCAAAGCGUGCUACCAAUUGUUGGCAAGCCCAAGUUUAGCAUACUCCUUUCAGGCAGCGUCGAGCAUCUCCAAAGCGGGACGCAAAAGUCACUUGUCUCGACAACAGGGUACUUCGGCUCGUUUGGGCACGUGCCGUUGCCACCAACGGGCCCCUGGGGCAGCGAAGCAAGCACGGCAACACCAUGCGUCUUUCUCUCGUGCGACCACGCCGCGACGGACAUGGUCUUUGAUCGCGCGGCGGUCGCCGCGAUUCAGCUGCGACUGAGUCGACAGAAUGUCGACGUGAUGCCGCUGCUUAACCUCCCGGACGCACGCAAGGCGAUUCUGGAGUUUGCCGGCGCCGAGUUUAGCACGGAAAACAUUGACUUCAUGCUCGCCGUGCAGCAGUUCAAGCUCUCGCCGUCGCUCGAGCGCGCAUUGAGCAUCUGCAACGAGUUCGUUGAUACUCGCGCGGCGCAGCAAGUCAAUAUCGAAGCCAAGAUGCGCGAAGACAUUAUUGUGUCGCUCGCGACGCAUAAAAGCGGCCGACCGUUGUCGUCACCGGCCCUUCUCGCACCUUCUGGGGCGAUCGCGUCGCUGUUCGAUGGCGCGUUCGACGAGAUUUUGCGGCUCGUGCGCAAGGACACUUUGCCGCGCUUCAAGAAGACGCCGCUGUUCGCAGCCUUGCUCGCGGCGUACCCACUCUUCGAGCACGCCGUUCCAAGCUCGCCGUCGCCACCAGAUUUGAACCCCAUAAAACCCGAAGACAAUCACGUCCACCGCCGAUUUGCGACCAUUUUGAGUCAAGUGCGCGACGAUCCACGCAGGCGUCGACGCCUGCGGUCCGUCUCCCGCCGACCGUUGUUGCUUGAGCCGCUAUUUACUGCCAUCGCCCCCCGUAUGCCCCGGACACCUCGGUGA
Molecule: messenger RNA, 2091 nt
Organism: Saprolegnia parasitica CBS 223.65
Lineage: Eukaryota; Oomycota; Saprolegniomycetes; Saprolegniales; Saprolegniaceae
Exons: 6
Coding region: 1-2091 (696 amino acids)
Source: RefSeq, a predicted model, not a curated record